Halichondria panicea is the source of this 837-nucleotide messenger RNA. RefSeq names its product large ribosomal subunit protein uL13-like. Gene Ontology annotation, cellular component: ribosome; cytosolic large ribosomal subunit. The record is from RefSeq and is a predicted model, not a curated record. The transcript has 7 exons. Bases 148 to 756 code for a protein of 202 amino acids. Gene Ontology annotation, molecular function: structural constituent of ribosome; mRNA binding. Gene Ontology annotation, biological process: negative regulation of translation; translation. NCBI's taxonomy places the organism in Eukaryota, Metazoa, Porifera, Demospongiae, Suberitida, Halichondriidae.
GUGGUGACUCCCUGGCACAUGUCAGAUCACGUGCAAGGGAGUGGUCUGGGGCCAGACUAGGGUCAAAAUAGGGUUUACACAGCGCAUGCGCAUAUCUCUGUUGUCUCACGUGUUUUCUUCCUUGACCACGUUGUGUGGAGAGGAGAAAUGGGGUUUGAGAAGCAAAUUCUGAUUGAUGGCAAGGGUCAUCUCCUUGGUCGAUUGGCAUCGAUUGUAGCCAAGUGUAUACUUCAGGGUCAGAGAAUUGUGAUUGUACGAUGUGAAGAUAUCAACAUCAGUGGGAGCUUCUACAGGAACAAAUUAAAGUUCCUCAAAUUCCUAAAGCUGCGUUGCAAUGUAAACCCCAAACGUGGCCCAUUCCAUUUCCGAGCCCCAAGCAGAGUCUUCUGGAGAACUGUGCGUGGAAUGGUCCCCCACAAGACCAAGAGAGGCGCGGAGGCUCUCAACAGACUCAAGGUAUUUGAGGGAAUCCCACCACCAUAUGACAAGCAAAAGAGAAUGGUGAUCCCUAAGGCUCUGAGAGUGCUGAGGUUGAAGCCUGGAAGAAGAUUUUGUAAUAUUGGUCGUUUGUCUCAUGAGAUUGGAUGGAAGUACAAAGAGGUUGUCAAGACACUUGAAGAAAAGCGAAAGGCACGAGCUCAAGAGUUUUAUCAGCGAAAGAAGCAGAUACUGCGUAUAAAAGCCAAGGCUGAGGAGGCAGACAAGCCAAGAUUGGAGGACAUCAACAAGCAAUUGGGGGAGCUGGGAUAUGCAUAAACUGAUUGAUUUUCUGCAUACAAUUUCGUGUUGGAAUAAUACUGUGGAUAAGAUGUUUAUAAUUAUAUUGCAACAUUUUGA